Myzus persicae (green peach aphid) is the source of this 1681-nucleotide messenger RNA. Its product is annotated as Krueppel-like factor 15. Gene Ontology annotation, molecular function: RNA polymerase II cis-regulatory region sequence-specific DNA binding; DNA-binding transcription factor activity, RNA polymerase II-specific. The coding region runs from base 80 to 685 and encodes 201 amino acids. NCBI's taxonomy places the organism in Eukaryota, Metazoa, Arthropoda, Insecta, Hemiptera, Aphididae. The transcript is spliced from 3 exons. The record is from RefSeq and is a predicted model, not a curated record. Gene Ontology annotation, biological process: regulation of transcription by RNA polymerase II.
CCGUGUCAUCUGUCGCUGUGGAGUGUCGACACGACGGGCAACGGCAUUGCAGUACAUAUAGAGUCACGACGUCGCCAAAAUGGUACCAUUGGACUUCUGCAUCGUCGACCCCAGCAAAACGUUUUGGGACGACCCAAAGAUGUACUUGGAUGACCCCGGUUUGGACACGUUGCUGUCGCUGACCGUCGACGAGCUAUUACCAUGCAACGGCCAAGAAGGCGAAACCGCAGACGACGACAGCAAAGGGAAUUUGCCGGACAUUCAACGGCCUUGGCAGGAGGACAGGUCGAGUGACGUUAAACAGGUGUUGGAGUGCACCUAUCCGAAUUGUGAUAAGACUUACUUGAAACCGUCCCACCUCAAGGUGCACAUGCGGAGGCAUUCGGGCGAGAAGCCUUACGGGUGCAUGUGGCCGGGCUGCACAUGGCGUUUUUCCCGAUCCGACGAGCUGUCCCGGCACUGUCGGUCGCACUCGGGCGUCAAGCCGUACGGGUGCGACGUGUGCGACAAGCGGUUUUCGCGGUCCGACCACCUGUCCAAGCACGCGCGCGUCCACCACAAGCGGAUGGCCGCCGCGGCCGCCCGGCUGCAGUGGCCGCAGCAACAGUGCCGGCUGCGCGCCGCGGUACAGCCGACCGCGGCCACCAAGGCGAAGGCCUACGCCGCCUCCACCAGACGUCAGUAACGACGCGAUGGCCGUCCGAUGAGGUUGUGCCGACGACGCGCCUGCGAAUCGAACACUGUAACAGUCCACACAACGCACCUGACGCACAUUCCGAUGAUAUUAUAUACGCGGGGUGAUUUACCAGGCUCCAUACUCGUUAUUUCACCGUUAAAUACGAAUAUAUCGAAACUAUGAUUUUUGGAAUAUUUAAUUCACUGCACGCAUAGACCGUCACGGCGGGUCAUUUUCAAAUAGGCGCUUACAAUUUUUAUAAUAUUUUAGGAGAUUCCUGUGGCGAUUCAGACUUUUCUUAUUGUGCAUUUUAUAGCAUAAUAUUAUACAUAGUAACUACAUAACUUUGUAAAACAAUAGAACCGUGUUUCUGUUCAAUCAAGACACUUCUUAAAUGACAUAAAAAUAUGCUCGUGAAUCACUCUGUGUAUAACAUUUUUCUGCUUCGAGCCACUACCUCAAUAAUAUGAAUAUCAUAAUAUGUUUUUGACAUGUGUCUAUAAUAUAUAAAUCAUCGUGAUCUGUGCUAACGUAAAUUAUAUAAUAAAUGUCAAAUACAACCCAAAUUAUUGAUACUUGUGUAUUGAACUUUUCAAAGCCGCAAGUAUAUGCACUUACAUUGUUUUAUUUUAGAGUAGGCCUACCCAUCUCCAAAUACAAGCGAUCCAUGUUUCUGAUCCUGUAGGACUGGGGAAAGUAAAGACCGUACUUUUUUUCAAACUCCAUCUGCAGAAAUGUCAUUGAAUUGUUUCAAGUGUGAAAAAAAGUCCAGUCUUAUGUCUUUCGAAAAAGUCUAGUAAGUAUUUAUACCGUUCAGUUUGAAACAACAGUCAAACAUAUCAAUAAUGGAACACAUAAUUUGCCAAAAUUAUUGCAAUCAAACAAACUGGGGUAUUAUAUUAUUUGGUGCAUGUUACCUAUCUAAAUAAUAGUUUGAAAUACACUGCAAUAAUAAGGUCAGUCAAUAAACGUCAGUCAAUAAACGUUUGAAAAUGAAACGUGCAC